AUUUUCCCAUCGCGGCCAGCAGCAGCGGCAGUAACAGCAGCAGCGGCUCCGCAACACCUGGGCCAGGCUGUCCUUUCGAGCAGCCAGGCCCUCGCGAGACCUCGCCUGCGCGGGCUGAUCCGUCACCGGCCCAGAACCCCUCACAAAAAAGGAAGGGGGAGGCUGAGCAAGGGAGGCGUCACAAGAAACAAAAAUCCGUCUCCCAAAUCUGCCCUCCGGCACGCACGUCUCAUGGGCCCCCCGACAGCGGAAUGGUUUCUACAAGUGCGUCCCUUUUCCACGACGCCUCGCCCGAUCCUUCGCUAGCGACAGCCGACAGGGACUUCGCCACGCUGGAACGCGAAGAUGGGCGCGUGCCUCCGCUUCGGCUUAGUGUGAGCUCGACGGAGCCCCCACAUUAUGCCGCCACUCCCGUCACGGCCACCGGCCUUCCCCGGGACGGAGUGGUAUCCAAGGGCGGGCUGCCACGCCCAAGCUCGCAGCCCCCGAGGCCCUCGCUGAAGGACUGCCCCGUCGGGUCCGGUGCCCCCUUCAACAUCUCGUUGCCGUACAUCACUCCUGGUCAGUUGGCUUUCACCGCCAUGCAUUUCCUGCCCAUGCCCAUCCUGGUCCUCAACAGCAUGAAGACGGUAGUCUUGGCCAACGAGGCCAUGGGGAGGAUGUUGGGCAUCGCCUCGGAACCCGAUUCGGAUGACUCGGACGAAGACAGCGCCAUCUCGGUCCUGGACUUGCUCCGCGACCAGACUAUGUCCCAAGUCGGCAUCGACAUGUUGCAACAGGGCCGGCUGGUCUGGUUGUCGUGGGAAGCCUUCCUGGACUCGGUCGCCAACGACAUGUGUCACAGCCCAGCGCGGACACGCCCUGCCGACGGCGCCCGCAACGGGCUUUCUGCCGGUGGUGAAGAUAGCCAGGAGAUGCCGACGACGAGAGGCGGCGAUGCCUCGCGGCCCUCCAGCACGGGCCCCGAGGCUGCCGCACAAGCUGCAAAGGCGCCGUUAUGCGUCGAGGUGGUCGUUUCCAAGAGGGAUUUUGGCAAGCCGAAGGAACCCCGGGCCAAGCGGUCAAAGAAACUGGACCAGGCCGCCUACAGUCACGCCAAGAUGCUAAUCAGCGUUUGGGAGGCCGAAGGCCACACGUACUUUACUCUGACCUUUACCAGCACCGAAACGAACUUGAUAUCGGUGGCGAGCGUUAAGAAGGCGGUUGUCCGGCAGAACAUGCUAGACGCUGCAGAUCGGAAGUCGGUAUACACCGGGAGGCCUUCCUCAGUCAGUGCGUCAAGUCGCGAGUCUGGCGGAAGCUUGCAGCAGAGCCCGAACCAGUUCAUCACGCUCGGUGCGACCCCCUUCCCGCCGCUCGGGCCGCCCGCCGCCAUCCCCGCCUCCAGCACGCCCUCGAUCCUGCAUAAGCUCUUUACCAUGAAAGACGCCAUCCUCGACAACACACAGAUGCCCGUCAUCGCAAUGUGGAAGGACUCGUCCGUCUCCUUUCCGAACAAGGCCGCCCGGAAUCUCUUUAGGACCUACGAGGAGCCGGACCCGCUACACGAGGGAGUCGGGGUUCUCAGGUACUGGGAUGUCUGGGACGAGGAUUUCAAACGGAAACUGGAGCCUGAGGAGUAUCCAAUAUCGGUCCUAGUGCGCACCGAGACUCCGUUUGCUGGAGUCCGCGUCGGAAUGUACAACCAAGAAGGCAACAAGGUUGUCUACGAUGUCCUCGGGGAGGCCAUCCGGGACGAGGUGACCGGAGAGUUCGUCGCGGGCGUUGUCACCUGCCGCGAUGUCACCAAGAUGGCGCAGAUGCUCGCGACACUUAAGGAACUCGAGGACGAAAAGUUCAGACUAAUCUGCGAUACGAUGCCCCAGCUCGUUUGGACCGCCACCCCAGACGGGAGCCACGACUUCUUCAACAGCCGCUGGUACGACUACACCGGGCUGUCUAGGGAAAACUCACUGGGCGUCGCCUGGAAGAACCUGUUCCACCCGGACGACAUGGUCGAACAGGAACGCCGCUGGAGGGUUUCCCUACGGACCGGAGAGCCCUACGCGAUAGAGUACCGCUGCAGGAGCAAGACUGGCGAAUGGCGGUGGUUUUUGGGGCGCGCCCUGCCCCUGCGAGACAAAGACACUCUGGAAAUCACAAAGUGGUUCGGAACCUGCACCGAUGUCCAUGAGAGCAUGGAGGCUAAGUUGGCAGCGAAGCGCCUGAGAGAGCAACUUUUGACGGUCAUCUCGCAUGCGCAUGUCACCAUCUUCACCGUGGAUACAGACCGCAGGGUCACCAUGCUGGAAGGCUCGAUAAGCUGGGACGCCACCGGCGAGCGAUACCGCGACCAUGACGACGGGUCUCGGUGGUAUCUGGGCCAAAACAUGUACGAGGUCUUCAACCGCCUAAACUCACAUCUCGAGGACGGCGAGAGGCCGCGUUUCCUGGAGCCAGUCGAGUCCAUCCUCGCUGGCAGGUCCACCGAGGACAUCCAGGAGCACGGAAUAGAUGGCCGUUGGUACCGGACGCGCUUCAUCCCAGUGAUAGGGAAGACAAAAACCCCAUAUGGCUUCAUGGACCACGAAGGCGCCGUCGAGGGUGUAAUAGGUGUCAUAUUCGACGUGACUGAGCUUCGCGCUCGCGAGAUGGACCUCAUCGAGCAGGCCAAAGAGAGGCGACAGCUGGUGGCCAACGAGGCUGCUGCCAAGGAGGCGAGCAGACUGAAGAGCCAGUUCCUAGCAAAUAUGUCUCACGAAAUACGUACUCCCAUAACCGGGGUCAUCGGAAUGGCCGAGUUGCUCCUAGAUCUCCAAUUGGAUGCGGAGCAACGGCAGUACGCCGAGAAUAUAUAUCGAUCCGCAAAUGCCCUCCUUACCGUCAUCAACGAUAUUUUGGACUUCUCAAAGGUUGAGUCGGGACGACUAGACAUUGAGGAAGUGCAAUUCUCGCUAUCUGUCAUUGUGGGGGAUGUCAACAAGAUGCUCAGCUUCGCAGCCGAGCGCAAGAGCUUAGACUUCCAGUCCGAGAUUUCCCCCGAGGUGGAAAGGGACCUGGUCGUCCUGGGCGACCCAGGGCGGGUGAGGCAGAUCAUCACGAACCUGCUGACAAACAGCAUCAAGUUCACAACACAAGGCUACGUCAGGUUCUCGGUGCAGAAGGAGAGGGAGACUCGGUCCACAAUCGAGAUCAAGUUCGUUGUCGAGGACACAGGCAUCGGGAUUGAGGAGCAGGUGCGACGGCGGCUGUUCCAGCCAUUUAGUCAGGGAGACACCUCGACGGCGCGCAAGUUUGGUGGCACGGGUCUGGGCCUGACCAUCUGCAAGAACCUACUCGGGUUGAUGAAGGGCCGCAUGUCACUUGAGUCUACGCUGGGGGCUGGAACUACGGCCACCUUCUGGAUCCCUUUCAACAAGCCGCAGCACGGCGUGGAGUCGGGAGAUCUUGUCGAGAUCGAGGCACUGCCAGACCGGCUGCAGUCAGAGAUGAGCGUCUCGCGCAACAGCUCGAUGGACCCUGAUCCCAACUCGACUCACGCCAACCUUGGCAGCAUCGACGUGGGCUCGGAGCAGCUGGCCGCAAACAAUACCAGCGGCACAGUUUCCAGAAAGAGGUCGCUCGUCCUACCGUCGUCACCCCUCGCGCAGGACUUGGACAUGGACGCGCGAGCCAAGAUACAUGUCCUGGUGGUUGAGGACAACGCCAUCAACCAGGAGAUCGCCACCAAGACCAUCAAGAGGCUCGGCUUCACCGUCAGCGCUGUAUGGAACGGCAAGGAGGCGCUGGAGUACCUCGAAAAGGCACAGGAUGGACAAGCGUUGCGCCCCGACAUCAUCCUGAUGGACGUGCAGAUGCCCGUGAUAGACGGCUACAGAUGCACCCAUGUGCUGCGGCACCACACCCCGUACAAGGCCUACGUUAAAAAUGUGCCCAUUGUGGCCAUGACCGCGUCGGCCAUACAGGGCGACCGCGAGAAGUGCAGGAAGGCGGGCAUGGACGACUACCUGGCGAAGCCUGUGCGCAGCCAGAUUCUGGAAAAGAUGCUGGUCCGCUGGGCCAUGUCCAAGAGGAAAAGGCCAUUUGGAACACCGCAUUCCGGGCUAUCGUCGGCAUCUGAAUGCUCGAUGCUAGACGGCCAGUGCGGCGUCACGGACCCUGAGGAGCACAGCGUCGACAGUGCAAACGAAGCCGGGCCGAGGCCGAACAGAGACCCCACGCCGACCUCGGGAGCUGCGAGAAGGCCGUCGACGGGCAAGCGCAAGCCCACGGCCAUCCUCAGGAUCGAUCCCAACGGCGGCGCGCACCACGGCGAACAGGGUGACGACGGCGACGGCCGGGCCGGGCGGCAGGCCGAGCUGUCUACCCCGCGGGUCCAAAAACAGCAGGACUCGGGCUACCAGGGCUACCGCCACCUCCUGGGUUCUCAGGGCGACGCGCCCAUGGAGCGGCCCCGCAAGACGCUACGGCUCGUCGAGGCCAGCGAGCGGGCGCUCCACUCGCGCGACGACAAGCUGGUGGACGCGACCGGGAGCGCCGAGCUCGGGUGGCCAUCGCCGUCGUACUCGCUCGAAUCUCCGGCCGGCGGCAUCCUGGGCGACUCGCUCACCCAGGAGAACAUUGAGAAGCUGGGGAUCCAGGAGGCCGCCAUGCGGCAGCAGCGUGCCUCUAGCGGCGGCGGCUCCGGCUCGACGGGGCGCAUGGCUGAUUAGAGAAGAGAGCGCGCCUCGGGCAUGAGCCAUCCCUAAGAACAUGAUUAAAUCUGCUUGUGCUGCGUUGUAGUAGCAGGACGUGUCCGGUUCUUCCAAGCCAAGAUCGAAAAAUCGGCGCCGUUUUAAUGUGUCAUUCUUUCCCACAUUCUCCCUCUUCUGUCAGGUCUGUGUUCCUUUAUUUCUCUCCUUCCUUCUCGGGAACGGCACGGCGUCUUUCGGGGUUUACUGCAGCAUAUGAAACAGCACGGGAUCAUGAUAGAGAAAGGAUUAUGUACACGCAUCGGAAGGUCCUUGGGUUGGGGUUUGUUUUUCCAUUAUUCCCUUUAUUGGUUCCUGUGGGGGGGUUGCUGGUUUAGGCUUUUCCCUCCCUCCCCCUUUUUUUUUUUUCAUUUUUGGCUACUCCAUUCCCAUCUUUUGGGCUCAAACUGGAACCGAGUUGAACAAGGGAGGGGUUGGAAAAAACAGACCGAGAGAGAGGGAGAAUUAAAACAAGAGAAGAAGGCGCCGAAUGUCUAUAUCUCAGGAAAGCUCUACUCUUUCGAGGGGAGAGGUGCCGUCGAGGUUGUGCGUAAUCAAUGUCGGCGGGUCUAGCACAGGCAUCUGGAUAUCACAAGGCAACGCAAGAGGAGGGUGGCGGAUGGGGAUGCGAGGUGGUGGCACAGAAAGGCCUACGAUGGCAUAAAUCGGACACUGAUGUUUCUUCUUCGCUUCAAUACGAUAUGUCUACCCCUAAUAACGACAUCACUUGCAAGUCGGAACACGAGGACAGGAUGGUCGUACGGUUUAAUGGUGG
Messenger RNA from Gaeumannomyces tritici R3-111a-1, 5484 nucleotides. RefSeq lists its product as hypothetical. The transcript is spliced from 5 exons. Gene Ontology annotation, biological process: phosphorylation; phosphorelay signal transduction system. NCBI's taxonomy places the organism in Eukaryota, Fungi, Ascomycota, Sordariomycetes, Magnaporthales, Magnaporthaceae. The coding region runs from base 252 to 4691 and encodes 1479 amino acids. Gene Ontology annotation, molecular function: protein binding; phosphorelay sensor kinase activity. The record is from RefSeq and is a predicted model, not a curated record.